CGAUUUUUAAUAAUUGGAGCGAAGGAUCACAAUCGUAGAUCGGAUCACAAUCGUAGAUCGGAGCAACCGCCAGCCGCACGGCCACACUAUAGUGAGGGCACUGUUCGCAGAGAUAGAAACAUACCGUACGGUAGCCAGCAUGAUGAGUGUAGACCCAAUAGUAUCCGAUCAGCAUCCCCAGAAUGGCUCUGAUGGCCAAGCAGUGUCGUCAGUUGAGGCAGCAGUGCAGAAUCAGCAACUAUGCGAGCCCCUGCUGUCAGAGCAAGAUGGUAAUGCACCAGAAGAUGAUCAGCUACCACAGGUACCGCCACCGAGCUUCCGAGGUCUGCUCUUUUAUCGCAUCUUGUACUUCCUGAGUGGCCUAUCUUCCUCUUCAUGGGGUCGUUUUGGAAUCAUCUAUUAUAACCGAAUCAAGCACCUGAGUGCUGGUCAAAUUGGAGUCCUACAGGGUGUGGCACCUGUCCUCAGACUGGUUUUCCAACCAGUUUGGGGAUACAUUGCCGACUACAUGCAGUCUCGAAAAACUGUCUUUGUCAUUUGCAAAACUUGCUGUACUGUGUUUCUCUUGUCUCUACCACUCUGGAAGGGAUUCUGGCCCAUUCUGUGUUGUGUGGCUGCCAUUUCCUGUUUUAAUUCCGGUGGCGUCCUGGAUGCACAUACAUUGGACUUUUUGGGAGAGGCCCAUCGUGGCAUGUAUGGCAGCAUUCGAUUGUGGACAGCAGUCAGUUGGGGAUUGGGUGCUGUUGUAAUGGGAUGGAUCACUGAUCACUUGGGAUUCCAUUGGAACUUUGUUCUCUUUGGCACAAUGAUGCUGCUGAUGCUUGCUGCCAUUAUUUUUGGAUUGCCCACCAGAUCCAAAUCAGAGCAACAGCUCUACGAUCGGCUUAACAACAACAAUCAACAGGAGCAAACAGAGGAAGAAGGCAAUAGAAUUGUUCAUUCAUCUUCCAAUCAUCCUCCUAUUUCUGAGUUACGGAGGGCUAUUCUACGCUUGCCAGUUUGUUUGUGGCUCGCUGAGGUAGCUAUAAUUGGGGCUGGUAUGAUGAUUGUGGAUUCUUUCCUCUUUGUAUUCCUACAAAAUGAACUUGAGGCAUCCACAGAGCUAUGUGGGUACACAGUGGGAGUGACUGUUCUACUCGAACUUCCCAUUUUCCACUUUAGUGACUAUUUGCUAUCCAAGCUGGGGCAUGACGUUCUCUUCCUCCUGUCCAUGCUAGCCUACUCCACUCGCGUCAUUGGGUAUACAUUCCUAACACCCUCAACAUCACAAUGGGUACUGGUUUUGGAAUUUUCUCAUGGCAUUACCUUUGCCUGCAUGUGGAUUUCCUCCAUUGACUACGCAGCAGUUGUGGCUCCAAAAGAAUGGUCUACCACAGUGCAGACGCUCCUUUCCACAGCAUUGUCCUGUGUGGGCGGUGGUCUGGGACCUGUGUUUGCAGGCUUGGUCAUGGACCGAUUUGGACCCUAUGUGAUGUUUUGGAGCAUUGGAGUGGUAGUGGCAGCUCUGUUUGUCUUACAUGCCUUUGUCUAUGCGAUAUUGGGACAUGGGCAUGACAGAUUUCUGGAGCAAGUCAAAGCAGAGCGGUUGUCAGUGGCAGAACAGCAGGGCAGAACUGGCAACAUUGACAAUGACAAUUAGCCAGCUAGAGCUUUAAGAUAGCUUUCUGCAACAUACCUAGACUACCUCCAGAAAGCAGACAGUGGAAGACGGAUGAAUUCAAAGAAAAAGCAAACCAUCCGUCCAUUGCCCACACCGCCAGUUUGGGAUACUAAAUACAGUGUUUAACUAAAGCCAAACCGUACAGGAUUUGUACCGUCCGUACCUAACGGCUCUGGAGUAGCUCAAAUACAAGCUCAAUAUUGCUUCUUCCC
Molecule: messenger RNA, 1872 nt
Organism: Seminavis robusta
Lineage: Eukaryota; Bacillariophyta; Bacillariophyceae; Naviculales; Naviculaceae
Source: the annotation of a GenBank genome assembly